UCUGAAGAAAAAAAACCUAACCGUGUGUGGUGAUUUACGAAAUUUCGAACAUAAACUUAUAUUUUCACUGUUACUGUAAUAUUAUUUUAAUAUAAUCAUAGAAUAAAGUAUAAAUAUAUAUCAUCUUGUUCCGACAUCGAAAUGUCCAAAAGGUGUUAAAAAUGAAUUUUAAAAUCAAAGCAGCCUUGUUAGACGACGUUCAUACAGAUUUCAUAGUCGCCGUUUUCGAGAAUACACUUUUCAUUGUGGUCACGCAAAAUUCAAAACUUGGAACGCUGUAUCUAUACAAUCCACACGGUUUAUCAACCGACGAUCAAGGAUUCGACAUAAAACCUCUGUUUGGUCGAGAAGACGAAUUUCUUACUGCUGGCGUAGCAAGUUUGAUGCGAGCCUUAAACGUUGAUCGUAGAGUAAUAGUAUCACUCAUGUUAGAAAACUCAAACUUUCGAACCAUUAGAGCUAUACAAGAAGUCUUAUCUCAAUUAGUUUAAAGUUAACGUAUUACACAAGUAUGCCACUAUACGGUCAAGUGGUGAUCGGUCCACCCGGAAGUGGUAAAACUACUUAUUGCCAUGAAAUGAGUAAAUAUUUGACAGAAAUGGGUCGUCAAGUUGCCAUAAUAAAUAUAGAUCCCGCCAACGAUUCAUUGUGUUAUGAAGCAGCCGUCGACGUUUCCGAUCUCAUUACUGUAGAAGAUGUCAUGGAAUAUAAGAAUUUGGGACCAAACGGUUCUUUGAUUUAUUGUAUUGAAUAUUUGGAAAGACGUCUUGACUGGCUUUUAGAAAAUUUGAGGAAAUUUACCAAUUUUUAUUUUCUGUUUGAUUGUCCUGGACAGAUAGAAUUAUAUACUCAUCACAACUCUAUGAAGAACAUAAUGGCUGCGAUUAAGAAUGAGUUGGAUACGAGAUUAUGUUGCGUGCAACUCAUUGAUGGACAUUAUUGUAGUGAUCCAGGUAAAUACAUAUCGGCACUUUUAAUGUGUACAUCCGCAAUGUAUCAAAUGGAACUACCUCAUAUUAAUAUAUUAUCGAAAAUUGAUAUCGCUAUUAAGCACAAAUCAAAACUACUCUUUAAUUUGGAUUAUUAUACAGACGUUUUAAGUCUCGAUCAGCUGUUGAACGCAUUACAAAAUGAUCCGUUUACUGCCAGAUAUCGUCGUUUAAACAAAGCUAUAGUAAGUCUGAUAGAAGGACAAAAUAUCGUUUCAUUUAUUCCGUUGAACGUGAAAGAUAAACGUACCAUGGAAGUGGUCAGAAAAAACAUCGAUAGAGCUAAUGGAUACAUGUUCAGCGCACAAGAGAAUAAGAGUGCAGAAAUGUUAAGUUCAGUAAUGCAGUUAGACAUCAAUGAUUUAACUUUAGAUGUCUUGGAGCAUAUACCAAAAGAUGAUUCUACUGAAAUGAUUUGAAAAUAUAUAUUUUUUUUUAUUUAACUUAUAAGGGUAAAAAGAAAAAAUGCAAAGAAAAGAAAAAUAA
This is a messenger RNA of Adelges cooleyi (spruce gall adelgid), 1475 nucleotides long. Its product is annotated as GPN-loop GTPase 2. Gene Ontology annotation, molecular function: GTPase activity. The coding region runs from base 512 to 1408 and encodes 298 amino acids. The record is from RefSeq and is a predicted model, not a curated record. The transcript has 7 exons. NCBI's taxonomy places the organism in Eukaryota, Metazoa, Arthropoda, Insecta, Hemiptera, Adelgidae. Gene Ontology annotation, cellular component: cytoplasm.